GGCGGCAUCGAAGCCGGCUCGCGAUGAGUUACAGAUGAUCACGCGCAAGACUCGCAUACCUCUAUCAGAGGAGGGUCAAGGGGCCCCUAAGGCGGAAGCUUCUACAGUAGCAGUGACGGGGGUGACUGCCAGAGCGGAUCGCAUGGCAACAGUCCUUCUCGAUGGAAUGGAAGGUGUGCCUCCAGACAAAUUUUAUAUACUUGGUAGUGGGGCAGUGGAGACGAUUAUAAAUGAUGGAGCGAUACUUGAUGCUGUGAUCGAUAACUGCAGUGAGGCUGUUAUCAUAGACGACGACAUGGCAGUGCAGGUUGGGCUGGGCCUCGAUAGGUCGUAUCUAUUCGAGAUAGAGACGGUUGAUGGUAGAAAGCAACAGAUCACAGGGGUUUGUCACAAGGCAGCCAUAGAGGUCCAAGGGGUACGAGUGACCCUGCCUGUCUUUGCAGUCAAGAACUGCAGCUCUGACCUGCUCUUGGGACGGACGUGGCUGAGCCACGUGCAUGCGGUAACGAUAGAGCGACCUGACGGGAGCCAGACAUUGUCCAUUAAGAAGCCAGACGGGACACGCGUAAUGAUGGAGACAGUGGAACCUCGGGACCCGAGGAACAGAGCAGCUCUCGCUGUGGGAGUGAGACCCAGUGAUCAGGUUUGGUCGUUACCUAUCUCCAGCCGUGCGGUGCGAUUUCGAGAGAAGGAGUAUGGACCACUGCUUACAGAGGAAGAAGGCCGAGUGGUCGAGAUAGAAGAUUUAGGGAGUCGCGACGCGGAGCGGGGUAGGGUUGACCCUCGCUACGCGAAGCUUCCAAGGAUUUAUACCGUACCACAUGUUCCCUGGAAUGACGCGGGAUGGAAGUAUGCCCAGAAGGAGAAAGAGGAAGUUAUUGCUUUCCUGAAAGAAAAGAUGGUUUCCCAUGUCGCGGAACCGUCUGAUAGCGCGUAUGCUAAUCGAUGGUUCUUCUUACGGAAGCCGAAUGACAAGAUCCGAUGGAUACAGGACCUUCAGAAGGUCAACGCGGUGACAAUACGAGAUGUGGGCUCGGUGCCACACGCCGAUUUGUUAGCAGAAGGCGCCGCAGGUAGGUCGAUCUAUUCGGUCUGCGAUCUGUUCUCAGGAUAUGAUGAGGUACCGCUUGACCCUAGAGACAGACACCUCACGACCAUGCACAAGCCAUUGGGACUAAUACAAAUGAUGGUUGUCCCUAUGAGGUGGACAAAUGGGGUAGCUGUCUUUCAGAGAGCUAUGGUAGCCGUCCUCAAGGACUUCAUCCCUGAUAAGGUUGAAGUUUUUCUGGAUGACUUCCCUAUAAAAGGGCCAGUAGACAGGGAUGAGACGGAGGUCGUACCUGGAGUCAGGAGAUUCGUUGAGCAGCAUCUAACAAAUAUUUCCGCGGUGAUCGAGCAGCUGGACGAUGCCAAUUUAACAGUUAGCGGAACAAAGAGCCGAUGGGCCGUUUCAACUAUAAAVAUCUUGGGGUUUAUAUGUGACUCGAGAGGGCGCCGAGCAGACCCDGCAAAGCUAGACAAACUUCUGAACUGGCCGUCGCCGCUACAUAGCCCAACCGAGGUCCGGCAGUUUCUAGGAGUAGUCGGAUACUGGCGAAUAUUCAUACGGGGAUAUGCGGAGAAGGCUGAGCUCUUGAGGUUACUCCUUCGAAAGACUGAAAGAUUCUACUGGGAUUUUUCGCAGGAACUCGCGAUGCAAGAACUUAAAGACGAAUUUAAGGAGGGAGGACGCGUGUUGGGCGUGCCAUUCUUUGACGACGGGACCGAGAGACCCUUCAUAGUAUCCACGAAUGCUGGACCAUGUUCAGUGGGAGGUUUACUGUCUCAGAAGGACGCAGGAGGGAAGGAAAGACCGUUAGGAUUCGAGAGUAGGACACUUAAUACGACUGAGCGUAACUACAGUCAAUUCAAGAAGGAGGUGUUAGCUGUUCUACGGUGUCUGGAUACGUUCAGGCACUAUAUUUAUGGGCGACGGUUCAUCUUAAGAGUAGAUCCUACCGCAGUCGCCUCAGUCCUUCAGAAAGACUUUAGUCUGACAGACCCGACCAUCGCCCGAUGGCUGAUACGGAUUCGGCUAUACGAUUACACAGUGGAAAGGAUAUCUGGCACUAAAAAUGCCGUGGCAGAUGGACUUUCGCGGAUCCCUCUUGAGGCUGAGCGCCCGAUAGUAGCUGGGGCCCUGACGUUGGCGGAACCCAGACGCGCCGAGAGAUUUCUGGUUAACCUAUACGAGGGCAAGUACCGAGCGAUCGGGCUACACCUGACAGGAGAGRAGAGUCUAGAUUCAGAUAUUCGGAAGCAAGCCGCCAAGUACUGCCUUAGAGAGGGCCACCUUUUUCGAAGACCGGUAGGAUCGGGGAUGCCCUUACGAGUGGUCUGUGAUUCUGAGGAGAGACAGAUGAUAGUUGCGGAGCUUCACGACGGGGUAGUCGGAGGACAUAGGGGAAUCAAAGGGACCUACGAAAAGGUACGCAGGCUGUACUGGUGGGAAGGGCAGUAUAAGGACGUCGAGAGGUACUGUAUGACCUGCGAAGAAUGCCAGAAGAGGGCUCAUGUGAGGUAUAAAGAGCCACUUCAUCCAUCCUAUCCGACCAGGCCAGGAGAGAGGGUGCACAUCGAUCUAGUGAAGAUGUCGAAAGGAGUAGGCAAUAUGAACUCCGUCGUGAAUAUACGAGACGAUUUCACUGGGUUCGUGGACGGUAGACCUAUCAGGAGUAAGGCAGCAAAGGAGGUAAAAGAACUUCGUCCUAAUAUACUUAUCUAGGUAUGGUUGUAUCGGCAAGAUAGUGAUGGACAGAGGAUCGGAAUUCCUGGCUGACGAGGUUCAGGAAGUGUUCAAGAGAGUUGGGGCGAGAGUUUCGAUAGCCACCGCCUAUCACCCACAGACGAACUCCCCAGUAGAGAGAGGACACCAGACUCUGAUAGCGUCGCUGUCCAAGUGGUGCAAGGGUAAGGACAGUGAUUGGCCACGAUAUUUUCGAUAUGCAAUAUGGGCGGACAACGUCACGGUCCGGGCUAGUACCGGAUACCCACCCUACACUUUGUGGUUUGGGCGACAUUGCCCGCUUCCCAUAGAGUUUCACAUCGACAGCUGGACAACCGUCGACUGGGCGGAGGAGAUGUCCAGGGAGGAACUUAUAGCCGCCCGAACGAGA
Molecule: messenger RNA, 3155 nt
Organism: Chara braunii
Lineage: Eukaryota; Viridiplantae; Streptophyta; Charophyceae; Charales; Characeae
Source: the annotation of a GenBank genome assembly